Limanda limanda (common dab) is the source of this 2683-nucleotide messenger RNA. RefSeq names its product inter-alpha-trypsin inhibitor heavy chain H3-like. Lineage: Eukaryota; Metazoa; Chordata; Actinopteri; Pleuronectiformes; Pleuronectidae. The record is from RefSeq and is a predicted model, not a curated record. The coding region runs from base 36 to 2606 and encodes 856 amino acids. The transcript has 22 exons.
UAUGAGUCUAUUUGAUUGUGGUGGGUGAGGUUAUCAUGGAGAGAGCUGUGUUUAAAGUCACCUCUUUGCUGCUGCUGCUGGCUUUGGUUACUACUCUGCCAACCAAGGAGGACUGGGAUAUCUACAGCUUUCACAUCAACUCCAAAGUGACCAGUCGUUAUGCCACCACUGUCAUUACAAGCCGUGUGGCCAAUCGCAUGGACGAGUACAAGGAAAUAGAGUUCCAUGUCCGGAUUCCCAAUAAUGCCUUCAUCAGUAAUUUCGUAAUGUGUAUUGAUGGGAAGCGGUACACUGGUGCUGUGAAAGGAAAGGAGCAAGCUCAGCAAGAGUACACUCAGGCUGUGUCCCGUGGCCAGAGCGCUGGGAUUGUCAGAUCUGUAGGGAGGACCCUGGAGGAAUUUAAGACUUCUGUGACUGUGGCUCCUCACAAAAAGGUGACCUUUGAACUCACAUUCGAGGAGCUGCUGACACGCAGGUUCGGCCAUUACAAGCUGCAAAUCCAUGCUCGCCCCAUGCAGCCUGUCAAAGACUUCAAGGUGGAUGUGCAUAUUCAUGAGGAAGCCGGCAUCAGUUUCAUUAACGUUGAAGGAGGACUGAGCACCAAGGACCUGGCUGAUGCCAUCACCAAAACACUUGAAGAUAAAGAGGCUUGGGUGUAUUUCUACCCCACCGAGGACAAACAGAAAACAUGUGACAGGUGUGGAGAGCAGGGUAUGAAUGGAGAUCUGGUUAUUGUGUACGAUGUGAACAGAAACGCCUUGAUUGGAGACAUUGAGAGAAGUUUGGAUGGGCACUUUGUUCAUCACUUCGCUCCAUCCCCUCUUACCCGAAUAUCCAAGAACGUCGUCUUCAUUAUUGAUCAAAGUGGCUCCAUGAAAGGCACAAAAAUUCAACAGACGAGAUCAGCAUUACUCCAUAUCUUGAGUGACCUGGCAGGAGACGACUACUUUGGUCUCAUCACCUUUGACCACGAAAUCUUUCACUGGAAACGAGAACUUGUUCAGGCCAGCCAGGAAAACCUGGGUAGUGCAAAGGAAUUUGUAAAGCCUAUAAACGAUAGAGGAGCCACGGACAUUAACCUGGCAGUGUUGGAAGGAGCCCGUAUGCUGAAUGCAAAUCCGAGAGAAGGUUCAGCAUCGAUCCUGAUACUUCUCACUGACGGACGCCCAGUUGGAGGUGUGACAGAUCUGGGAAGAAUAAAGUCAAAUGUAAAGGAGGCCAUUGCAGGCAAAUUCCCACUCUACUGUCUUGGUUUUGGUUUUGAUGUCGACUUUGAGUUCCUGAAGACGAUGUCGCUGCAGAACGAUGGUGUGGCGCGGCGGAUCUAUGACGAGUCUGAUGCUGAUAUACAGCUGAGGGAUUUCUAUGUAGAGGUGGCCACUUCUCUCCUGACAGAUGUGACAAUGACAUAUUUGGGUGGGACCAAUUUAACCCAGACAAACUUCAGCCAGUAUUAUGAUGGCUCUGAGAUCGUGGUGGCCGGUCAGAUCCCUGACAACAACGUUGAAACCUUUAUUCCACAAGUUGUGGCCAUCUCUCGGAAUGGCAAGGUGACAUUUUCGGAAACAAACUUCGCUGGAAUAUUGUCUAACGACCACAUCCAGAGGGUUUGGGCCUACCUCACAGUCAAACAGCUUCUGGAGAAAGAGCUGCUGUGGUGCGAACCGGAGGAGGACAAGGUGAAGGAGGAGGCCUUGAAGCUGUCGCUGAAGUACAGCUUUGUGACCCCACUUACAUCCAUGGUGGUGACCAAGCCUCAAGGAGAGAGCACAGAUGUGCUCCAUAAACCAAAGGAAGGUGGGACAGACACAAACCCGCAGAGGGGUUCUCAAAGAGGUUCUGCAGGAGGUUAUGGAGGAGGAUAUUCUCAUAGCGUUCACAUUCCAGCACUUUAUCCUAUGCACACUGGAGCAGCUGGUCAUAUCAACCAACACGCAACCAUAAUCGCUGGAUCAGUGCCCUCUCCUCCUCUGCGCCCUGGAGAAGCUCAUCUUUCUCACAGGUUUUUGCUGAGAGCUGAAUAUCAGUCUAUUCCACUGUGCUUUGACAUCACUGGAAAUGAACGGCUUAAACUACUUCACAGUCCCAGCAGGGAGCUGUCUGUGAACGGUGAGCUGGACUCAUUUGCAGGUGGGGGCUUCACAAAGAUCGUCAUCCACGUCAAAGCUGACCUGUACAUUGAUGUAGAUAAAAUCAUUGUACGAGAUGGACAGACACUGACACGCCACACUGGAGAGGAGUACAUCACAGCUGGAAGUGUGACGGUGAUUAAACGGAACAAGGAAGUGGAUGUCGCUACUGGGGACAUACGAAUUGUCAUCUUACUUCAUGAGAGACACGGUGAAAAAUUCCUGUGGCCGGUUUUAAGGCAACAUCCAUCUGACAACAACGCUGAAGGAAUUUUAGCUCUAAAACCUGCGGUUUAUGAGGAGCGGCAGCAAACUCCCUCUUCCAGGCUUAUGAUCAAUGGGCAGGAGGUCGAUGUGGGCAGAUCCGAUGCUGUUGACUACAGUAUUGUCCGUCCCCCUAAACGGGGUUGCUGGCUUGUCUCUGCUGAUGCUGCCCUGCAGAGACCCCUGGAUGACUUCAUCAUAGAACAGCUUUAAGUGAGAGUGACACUGUAUCUCUUGAGAAGAUCAUCCACCUGUGAUACUCAACAUAAAUGAAUAAAUAGUGUCCCAGA